Anthonomus grandis grandis is the source of this 3228-nucleotide messenger RNA. Its product is annotated as endoplasmic reticulum metallopeptidase 1-like. Lineage: Eukaryota; Metazoa; Arthropoda; Insecta; Coleoptera; Curculionidae. Gene Ontology annotation, molecular function: metalloexopeptidase activity. Gene Ontology annotation, biological process: proteolysis. The record is from RefSeq and is a predicted model, not a curated record. The transcript has 10 exons. The coding region runs from base 202 to 2862 and encodes 886 amino acids.
CUCAAAACACUCAAACCUGCGCAGCUGUUUGGAAUAAAUCCAUUCAAGCAAGAACAAAGUGCAAUAUUUAAUUUUCCAAAACAGUAUUAUCAGUAUUCUUAAAUGGGUUUUGGUUGUAGAGUAACGGAGCGGAUAAUUACGGAAAUAACAUGAGUCAAACCAAAUUUUAGUCUUGUUUGUGUCUUUUUAUGGGACGAGAGGAUGUCCACCAUUCGAAAAAGAUUUGCUACCUCUGAAAAACAUGAUGCUCACCACCGAAGCUACAAUGACGUCGAAGCUACCUCAAAAUUUGAAAAACCCCUUCCUGCGAGCCAUUUUAUGGCCAUACUAGGACUGAUCCUCCUUACAUUCUCUUUGGUAAUAAUAAUAGAAAAGCAACUACCUAAAGGUUUGACGAUAGCCGACGAAGAACAAAACCCUGACAGCUUUAUAGCCGAGAGGGCCUACAACAUUUUAAAGAAUUUAACCAGAAUAGGUCCGAGGGUAGCCGGUAGCUAUGAGAAUGAAGUACUAGCAGUGCAGGUGAUAACUGAAGAAAUAAAAAAUAUCAUCAGCAAAUCACAUCCUAAUCAUGUAGUAGAGUUGGAUGUCCAAAAGGCCUCAGGUGCUUUUAAUUUGGAGUUUCUAGAUGGAAUGACCAAUGUAUACCAAGAUGUGCAGAACAUUGUGGUAAAACUAGGUUCUAAAAUCGCUUCUUCUCACAGUUUGUUAAUUAACUGCCAUUUUGACUCUGUCCUAGACAGCCCUGGUGCUAGCGAUGACGGUGCAGGCUGUGCAGUAAUGUUGGAAAUAUUAAGAGCGUUAGUGCAAGCAAAAACCAUUUUACGCCACAAUAUAAUCUUUUUGUUUAAUGGAGGAGAGGAGAAUUUCAUGCCGGCCUCUCAUGGCUUUAUUACGCAGCAUAAAUGGGCAAAAGAAGUUCGAGCAUUCAUAAAUUUGGAGGCCUGCGGAGCUGGUGGUAGAGAAGUACUUUUCCAAGCUGGACCGAAUCAUCCUUGGAUACUGGAGACUUAUUCUGAAGAAGUGCCUUAUCCGUAUGCCUCCUCAUUGGCACAGGAAAUUUUUCAGAGUGGCGUGGUGCCAGGAGAUACUGAUUAUAGGAUAUUUAGAGAUUUUGGAAAUGUAUCUGGUUUGGAUUUCGCCUGGUCCGCCAACGGUUACGUGUACCACACAAAAUUCGACUCCAUUCAACAAGUUCCGUUAGGUUCCCUACAAAGAACAGGUGACAACAUAUUAGCAUUGGCAAAGGGCAUGGCUCAAGGCCAUCAACUGUCAAAUUCCGAUCAGUACAGGGCAGGAAAUUUGGUCUUCUUUGAUUUUUUGGGAGCCUUUGUUAUAAGAUGGCCUAUGGCGGUGGCCGAUGUUAUUAACAUUUUGUCUGUGAUAAUUUCCCUUUAUACCAUUUACGGGAAUACCAAGGAUGCAGGGAGGUAUGAUGGUGUUUCAUCAAAAAUCUACUUAAAUAAACUAACCUGCUGUAUGGGAAUUAUAUUACUCUCGUGGGCACUAUGCGUACUAUUCAAUUUAGGCACAGCGGCCUACCUUACUGGCCUUGGACGUACCAUGAGUUGGUACGCCCGUCCUUAUUGGAUUUUCUUUUUAUAUGUAGUGCCCACACUCGUGAUUUCACUAGUGACGAUUUUACAACAUGCCAAAUAUUAUAAUAAGGAUUUGGAACUAUCGCCGUGGACGGUGUUUCAAUUGUACUACGAUGCAUAUCAGUCUAUUUGGACUAUUGUCCUUUUUAUAGGUAUAGGACUUAGGAUUAGGUCUAGUUUUAUUGCCCUCAUGUGGGUAGCUUUCGCUUCUCUAGGGAAUAUUUUAAAGUCCAAGCUGUUUGGACGGUGGAGAGGUUCAAAAUGGAUAUUUUUACAUAUUUUUACGGUAGGAUUACCGUUUGUUCAACACUUUUAUCUUACUAUUGGAGCUUUGUAUUUGUUUAUUCCAAUUAUGGGAAGGGCUGGGUCAGGUAGCCACGCCGAAUUCCUCAUCGCAGUAAUGGUAAGCCUGAUGUUCGCCUUGCUUUUCUGCUUCGCGGUGCCUUUAAUUCUGCUGGUCAGAACAGUCGAUAGAAUUUUUAACUUCUUAGUGGCCACAUUCCUAAUAUCGUUUGGUGUUUUACUACUUACUCCCUUGGGAUUCCCAUAUUCUGUUAGUAAUGGUAUUUUGGCUCCACAAAGAUUUAUGAUUGCGCACACUCAGCGUAUAUUCCACGACCAAUCAGGCGCUAUAGUCAAUACCUCAAAUGGUUAUUGGAUAGUAGAUAUGGACAUAAACAGUCCGCACACUGUAGAUAAUUACGUCCCCCAAAUGAAAACUGCACACCUGAUCGAAAAAGAUAAAAAUGAAUGCGCGGACUAUUUAUAUUGCGGGUUACCAUAUUUGGUUCCAGUUUUAAAUAUGAUAUGGAAGACCCAUUGGGUGCCUGGACCCGAACCGAAACUUUUGAAGCCCGUUAAUAUGACUGUGAUCGAAAGGAAGACGGUGAACGGCUUAGAGAGGAUUGAAUUUGAGAUUAGUGGUCCAUCUCAUAUUGGUGCAAUAAUAUCUCCCAUUAUUGGAAUAGAAAUAAAAAACUGGAGUAUCCCUACACCGGAACCGUUGGCUGGUCCAAAGUGGAACGGAAGGGAUAGUUACUUUGUUUUCUAUGCCUACGGUUUAGAUCCUGUACCAUUAAGAUUUUGGAUAGAUUUUAAGGUGCCAAACGGCCACACCGGAUCGAUCAUGGACUUUGCCGUCACCUCGCACUACCUCUUCGGCGAUGGUAAGGCGUCACGUGACCUAAAAGACUUCAUUAAUCAGUUUCCCGAUUGGUCGGCGAUCAGUUACUGGACCGCUUCGUACGAGUCAUGGAUCUUAUAGAAAAGUGCCAAAGAAGACCCUUUCACUUUUUCAUCCCCCGCUCUUUAGAUUAGAUUGUUGAAUAAUUGAACUCCUUAUAAAGCUUUUUUGAAUAUGCUUCGAUUUCAAUUCCAUAUAAAGACAUAUCAUUAGUUUAACAUUGGCUUUAGUAAAAUGACGACUGUUUUGGCAAAAAGUUUAUUUAGUCAUUAGUCUUCCACAAAAAUAAGCACGAAUUUUUGCAAUUUGAUUAUUUUACUUAUAAAUCUACUUUUUAGUAUUUAAGCCUUUAUAGCGAAUUGUGAUUGUGAUCCUAGGCCUUUUUACUUAGGACGAUAAAUUUUUAGUGUUAUGAGAACGUUGCCAGUUAAAUAAAUUAUUGUUAAG